AUGUUAUGUUGGGGUUGCGAUUCGAAGGUGCAUGGGGCUAACUUUAUAGUGGGGAAGCAUUUGAGGGUUUUGCUGUGUCAUGAUUGUCAAGCCCCUACCCCUUGGAAUGGUUCUGGCCCUAACCUUGUGGCUACGGUUGCCUUUUGCCACAAUUGUGUUCACAAAAAUAGGCGGAAUAAUGGGAGACGGUGUGAGAAAGCUUGUGGGAGCUCUGAUGGCGGCGGAACUACUGCACCUAGUGGUUGCGAUGACGAUGACGAUGAGAUUGAAAAUCAAGUGGUGCCUUGGUUAUCUUUGUCCCCCAGCUAA
Messenger RNA from Cucumis sativus (cucumber), 309 nucleotides. Its product is annotated as zinc finger protein CONSTANS-LIKE 2. The transcript has a single exon. The record is from RefSeq and is a predicted model, not a curated record. The coding region runs from base 1 to 309 and encodes 102 amino acids. Lineage: Eukaryota; Viridiplantae; Streptophyta; Magnoliopsida; Cucurbitales; Cucurbitaceae.